CUGUGAAGACUUUUGUGAUCUUUUGUUAGUUUAUUGUGCACUGCCUCUUUAUCGCGGAGGAAUCGAACUGUGGUGUGUUUAGGUCAGAUCAUGCAAUAUACGUGUUGGUCCAAGGUCCAUAACGGUAAGCUAUUCACCCUUUUUACAACAUGGCGGACGAUGGUGGUGGGCGCCACGAAGAAUCCAGGUCGUGGCUCGGCAGCUGGUUCAGAUGGUGCCCGACAUCUCCACAACUUCUUGCUGAUGCUGAAACUCGAGUAUUGAAAUAUGUCAAGUCGAGAUUGGAGAGAUUCUACGUUCCAAUUCCUAACGGCGGACGGAUUUGGACCCUCAAAUUGGAUCCCCAAAAGCCGAACACACUUCCCAUUGUCAUGGUUCACGGGUUUGGAGGCGCAGCAGGGCUCUUCUUUUUAAACUUGGAUGCCCUCGCUGAGCACCGAGCUGUCUACGCGUUCGACGUACUUGGCUUUGGGCGAAGUUCUCGGCACAAUUUUAGCACAAACGCAACCAUCGCGGAAGAGGAAUUCGUGGAUUCCAUCGAGGAGUGGAGGAAAGGUGUCGGACUGGAAGAGUUUAUCCUACUGGGACAGAGUUUUGGCGGUUUUCUGGCGGCCUCCUACGCUAUCAAACAUCCCAGCAGAGUCAAGCACCUGGUACUGACCGAGCCCUGGGGGUUUCCAGAAAAAACAGAGCAAGCUGCUGAGGAACUGCAAGCUCGGCUGCCUUUCUGGAUAAAGAUCAUUGGUCCAUUACUUCAAUAUUUCAACUUCAUGGCAUUAUUUAGAGGUGCAGGGCCAUUGGGUCCACAGCUUGUGCGUUGGAUAAGGCAAGAUAUCAGAACCGUGUUUGCCGAUGGGUUUCAGGACAGCACUGUGGUUGACUACAGUUAUCACCGCUUAGCACAACCCCCAAGCGCGGAGAUAGCGUUUGGAUACAUAAGACAAAGUGAAGGUUUGGAAUGGGCCAAGAACCCCAUGCUUCCUCGCAUGACCAGCUUGGACCCGAAUGUACCAAUCACAUUCAUCUAUGGUGUAGACUCAUGGAUGGACAGCAGGACAGGAGAAAAGACAGCAAUUCUACGGAAAGAUUCAUAUGUCGACAUCAUUUACAUUCAGAACGCAGGGCAUCAGAUGUUCGCACAACAGCACGCUCAAUUCAACAUGGAGUUAGUGAGGGUAUGCAACAAUGCUGACAGGGCUCAGUAAUUGUCAGUAUUUCCAUUGCAACAU
Molecule: messenger RNA, 1229 nt
Organism: Branchiostoma floridae (Florida lancelet)
Lineage: Eukaryota; Metazoa; Chordata; Leptocardii; Amphioxiformes; Branchiostomatidae
Product: (Lyso)-N-acylphosphatidylethanolamine lipase-like
Exons: 7
Coding region: 150-1205 (351 amino acids)
Biological process (GO): proteolysis
Cellular component (GO): lipid droplet
Molecular function (GO): peptidase activity
Source: RefSeq, a predicted model, not a curated record